This is a messenger RNA of Chara braunii, 8367 nucleotides long. The record is from the annotation of a GenBank genome assembly. Lineage: Eukaryota; Viridiplantae; Streptophyta; Charophyceae; Charales; Characeae.
CGGAGGUAGUUACUACAGAUAUAGUGGCCUGACGUGGCAACAGAAAAAGGACAUGGAGGACAUUAGUUGGAUGAGAGAACUAUGCUCAGAGUUAGCAAGGGAAAGAAGGAAAGAAAGAUCGGCAGAAGGACGAGGAAAGGCAAAAACUGGAAGAGGAGAGGCAGAGAAGGGAAGAAGAAAUGCAUCGGCAACACAAGAGCGAGAUAGAUAGGCAAGGAGGGCUACGCGAUGCUAGACUCAUGACAGGGAUGACCACUCAACUGAAGACCCUGCACGAUAAGUUGCUAGGCCAGAUGGAAGACAUGAGAUCGAAGAUGCAGACCAGAGACCAUCAACGUGAGGCCAUUGGAAAACUGAGAAGGGAAGUGGUGGAUCUAGAGAAAGAGCUGGCUAGGGAGGAGAGCCCGAAGAAAGAGAGAGAAGAAUUACGGCAUAAGUUGGCGCAACUAAGGAGACUGAAGGAGGAGAAAGAACAAGCACGCGCAAAGAGAAAGGUGAUGGAGCAGGAGAUAGAAUGGGAGAUGGAGCAGACGCGCAGGGAAAAGGACCUGGAAGAAGAUCGAUUCGCCCCUUCAUCUUCUGCGCGACCAGCAAUGAGGCAGAGGGAAGUAACCCCGGGUACACCACUGCGGCCACCGAAAUCUCAGAAGCGGGUCAGACAACCGAAUCUGGGGAUCUGGAUCGAGGAGCCUACCACACCGCGGACGCCAAGGACACGAUCGCAGACCAGAAGAAACCUGGUGGUGGACAAUGAGGCUUCGUUGAUGGGAUGGAGAGAAAUCACAACGGAGGGAUCAAAGAUGAACGUGGUGGACUACUGCAUGAGUAUGAAGAGCUUCCUCCGUACGAGGACAAUGGCUGAACUACAAUGCCUUUGUGAUGAAGAACAGAUUGAAUACGAGACCAGGGAGAAGACUAUCAAGGGACUGGUGGGCGACGUUGCGAGGCUGAAGAUCGGGGAACUAGGCUUGAGCGAGAUCAACACUGUUAUCGUACGAAGGCAUGUUCGCAUCGUCUGGAUGAAAAAACAAACGAUUGGCGACCUACUUCACAACCAGCGAGACUAUGCACGCUCGUCUGGUAGCAUCUGCAAAUGCGCAGAGAGCCCCUUCCCUAUUGUGGAAGGACAUGUGCGAUGCAGUCUGUCGGAUCUCGGUGCCCCGGACUUCCUCCUGAACGCCAGGAAUAUUCCGAUGCAAAGGACGAAGCAGGUGAGGCGCGGGAUCAUCACGGCCUUGCUGGAUGACCUCGGAGGACUGUUUAGCUACACAGGGAAGAACCUCACCGUUAGCAUUAAUGACGUGGAGGAAUGUGUCAGCAGCAGGGACACACCUCGGGACGACUGGUAUCAUGAGACGCUAAAAUGGAGGAAGAAAUUACGCGGGCUCGUACGUAUUUUCAUCAUGAGUGACCUGAAGGAGGAAGAUGCAUUAGUACGAGGGAGUAGAGACUAUGAAGAAGCGGGGCUGAAGUCACUCGGAUCCUGGAGGAAGAAAGGGAGGUAUGGCGAUGCAUACGUGAUACCGAAGCAGAAAGACCCUACGAGGUGGAGGCCUAUAGCCCCGUCAUGGAACGCACCUAUGAAGGAAGGAGCAAAGAAGGUAGCUAAAGCACUGUACUGCAUGCUGGGCUGUCUGGCGAGGAAGCUCCACUUUAACACGACAUCAUCAGAAGACGCCAUCAAGCGACUGGUAUCAUGGUCGUCGGGACUGGAAUCCAAGCACGGAGUCAUGACCGCGAGCUUCGACAUAAAGAAUAUGUUCGCAGAGCUUUCACACAAGGAGAUACGAGAGGCGUUGGAUUGGCUGACAAUGAUGAUGCAAGUGAAGGGAUACGACAGGGUGAACGUGAACUGCAGAGGAAAGAAGCCGGCGAUGGGCCGUAAAGCGAGGGAAGGACACCAAUCGGUGAAGUUUGCGGCCGUACGCAGCUGGGUGAGAUAUGAGCUGGAUCACUCCUAUAGCCUGGCUGAAGGAGAACUGAUACAACAGAUUAGAGGUAUCCCCAUGGGGGGACACACGAGCCCGGCCCUUGCGUGCAUCCUAUGCGCCAAAAGUGAGGCGAUGUUCAUCCAGAGCCUGAAGACAGAUCGUAAGAGACUCCUUGGGUUGCGGCUGAUGGAUGAUGUGGCGAUCUUCAUCCGAUAUGUGAGAAACAAGAUCGAUGCAGCAUGUACAGCACGGGACAUCAUGCACAAACUGCUGUCAUGCUACCCGUCGGAUCUAGUAAUCCAACGCACGGACGAGGGGGAUGGCACGCUGUUGUUCCUGGGAUGCAAAAUCCUCGUGGACAAGGAAGGACCAAAAAUCUCCUCCAUGCUCGUGAUGAAGAAUCAUGACUGCGUGACCCAAGGCAGAGCCCUGGUGUACCAAGAGAUCCAGGACUACAGAUCCUACAGCGAUAAGCAGACCAAGUCAGCCAUGAUCCUGAGCUACCUGCACCGUAUCAUGAGAUGCUCGACCGACACAACGACGAGGGAUCUGCCGAUCUUGUGCCUCAAGGAGGAACUGCCCAUGAAAUCAUAUCCGGAGACACACUAUCCCAAAUGGGGCCUUCCGGAUGCAGCGCCCAACAAGGUGAUGAAGAUGGUGUCUACCAUAGCCAGUGCAGUGGUAGACUGCAGCUCAGCCUUGGCCGCGCAGGCCAAGCAACUCGAAGAGCGGAUCAACCACGUGGUCGCAUCCCUCGGCGACAUCAACAAGUUUGCUGGAGCGCCGACAGUCAGCAAUCAGCUGCAGACGCUCAGCAACCGCGUUGAGCAACGACCAGCCGCUGCCGCCAAGGAAGGAAAGAUGCCGAACUUCAAGAUCAAGAAGUUCGAUGACUAUCACAAGACCGAUCCGCUGCAAUGGUGGAUGGCUUUCAACGCAGAGGCGGAUGUACAUCACACCCCCGCACAUUGGCGGCUUGACGCACUCUACCUCCAACUCAUCGGAGGGGCGCAAACUUUCAUGACACACAUGGCCGUCACGUUGGAAUGCACCAUCGCCAACCUCCACACUAAGAUUACGUGGAAGGAAUUCGAGAAGAAAUGGAAGACCCAGUUCAUGGUCAACAAUGACAAACGACACGCCAUGAACAAAUCUUUCUCAUAUACCAAGGCCAGCAAACCUGCGCUGGGCACUGAAUUCCAGUAUGAGACCUUUGAUGAUCUGAUCUCAAAGGCAAGAGAACUCGUACAAGUCUCUCUCACAUCCGAGGAUGACGCGGUAGUUGCAAGUUCUCGCAUUGAGUAUGAGAACUAUGCUGUCGAGCUGGUCCCACCGUUGAACCAGCCUCUCCACGUGCAAGAUUCAAGCGCAUGCGCGGUAGUUCCGCCACCGGACAACGAACCAGUUGCUUCACCAGCCCUUCUAUCGGAGGAUCCGUCAACUUGGGCGAGUCUUGAGGAACUCGACCCGUUGACGGUUGAGGACUUCCAAUGGUUGCCUCUUCCCUCCACCGGUUCUUUGCCAACACCGCAUUGCAAUGCCUUAAUGGCGCAUCUGCGCGAAUACUUGCACGCUGCAGUACCACCUCCGUCGACGGACGGCGGAGUAGCGGUUGUUGACCUUCGUAACUAUCUUGCGAAGAUCGACCGCGAGUACGCAACGCAACAGUACGUCCAGAUCGACGCGAUGCUCCUCUACAUCCGCAUUCAGAUCGAAAAGGCGACCUGCAGUGCCUUGAUCGAUUGUGAAGCGACUCGCAACUACAUCAACCAAGACUUCAUGGCACGCGCCGGCCUUGGCCCGCGCAUUCGAAGGAAAAGUCGGCCCACUCAUCAAGCGAGGCCGUGUCGUUUGACAUAUUGGACACCAAGUUCGACGCACCGUGGCAUAUCGUGGCUGCAAAGCGAAGACCAUCCGGUGAACUUCUAUCGACGCACCGUUCACGUUCGUGAUCGGCGUGGCGAACUAGUCAUGUGUAUGGUGCUGCUUCCUCAUCCUUCAAUUGGUUGUCACGUGGUAUCCGCGGUGAGCAUUCGCCAAUCCAUCCGGUGGAACGACAUCGAGGAGAUGGGCAUAUGUUUUCUUCACGCCCUCCCACCCGGUGAUCAGCCUAAGACGGAUACGUCGGACCCACACAUCAUUGAGCUGUUGGACAACUAUGAGGAUGUCUUCCAAGCUCCCGUCGGAGUCAUACCGGAUCGGCCCAUAUGCCACGGUCUCGAGGACGACGUCGUACCUCCACGCGGAUGUAUCUACCGCAUGAGCGAAGAGGAACUUCAAGUGCUUCGGGCACAACUAGACGACCUCUUAGCCAAGGGCUGGAUUCGCCCUAGCUGUUCGCCAUACAGUGCUCCCGUUCUCUUCGUCCGGAAGAAGAACAAGGAUCUUCGUUUGUGCAUCGACUAUCGGAAACUUAACGCACAAACGAUCAAGAACGCCGACCCUCUCCCUCGGAUCGAUGAUCUUCUCGAGCGACUAGGCGGCGCCAAGUACUUCUCGAAGCUUGACCUCAAGUCCGGAUACCACCAGAUCAAGAUCCAGCCAAGAGGCCGGUACAAAACCGCGUUCACGACGCGAUAUGGGCACUUUGAGUGGAUCGUCAUGCCUUUCGGUCUCACCAAUGCCCCGACUACUUUCCAAGCGGCCAUGACGAUGGAAUUCCGCGACUUUCUCGACCGCACCGUACUCAUUUACCUCGAUGAUAUCCUGGUUUAUAGUUGGAUGCUGGACGAGCACCUCGAGCACCUUCGCGCCGUCUUGGAGCGGCUCCGUAUCGCCAAGUACAAGGCAAACCGCGACAAACGUGACAACCAGCGGCUUGAGCCGAUAAAGUGGUCACGUAAUUUGGUGGGGAUAGUAGGGUGGGUUGAGUACGAGGAGUGGGCAUCGACAAUGGGAUCAGGAUCCGGAUCGAGAUCGGCAUCGACAUCGGGAUCGGAAAACGAAAGAAGAGGCGGGCGGAGGUCGGCGACGAUGAGCGGAGGUAGUCGAAGCCGGGCGGAGGUGGGCGGAGGUGAGCGGAGGUUGGCUGACGAAGGGGGAGGCCAAGGAAGGGGAGGUGGAAGCGGAAGCGGGGGAAAAGCGGCAGCGGAAGCGGGGAAAAGCGGCAGCGGGGGUUGGUGCGGGGGGCCAGCGGGGGUUGGUGCGGAGGUGGAAGCGGAAGCGGGAUCGGGGAGCCCCGCGGAGGUAGGCGGAGGUCCGCAGAGGUACGCGGAGAUCCGCGCAGUGAUUGCGGAGGUUCGCGGAGGAUCGGGAUCCGGAUCGGGAUUGGGAUCAAGAUCGGCAUCGAGAUCGGCAUCGGAAAACGAAAGCGAAGGCGGGCGGAGGUCGGCGGCGAUGAGUGGAGGUAGGCGAAGCCGGGCGGAGGUGGGCGGUGGUGAGCGUAAGUGGGCCGACGAAGGGGGAGGCCAAGGAAGCGGAGGUGGAAGUGGAAGCGGGGGAAAAGCGGCAGCGGGGGUUGGUGCGGGGGGCAGCGGGGAUUGGUGCGGAGGUGGAAGCGGAAGCGGGAUCGGGGAACCCCGCAGUAAUCCAACAGGUCACUAUGAGCUUUCUUUGGUGCUUCAGACAGAUCGGUUGAUUGCAUGUCGGCUGAUGGAAAUGGCUGUCGAUGAGGGUGACUGCAUCAAUUGGCGAAACAUCAGAUACCAGAACGAGUUUAUUCCGAUCAGCCCAUCUGCACCAGAUGACUGGAACGGUCUCAUCCCAACUGCAGGACUUCUCAGGCUGGACUAUACAAGCAUGAACAAGCCGCCUCCAGAUGCAAGGGUCCUGACCGAACAGGAGUUCCAGAAGAGUAGGGUCGGGGCCCUUAGAGACUCAGGGGCUACCCGUAGCUAUAUUAGCCAAAGGGCGCUGAAGAAGCUGAGGCUAGGGUUGAAAGUCCAGAAAUUAGAAGACCCCAUAGUUAGUGUCCUCGCAGACAACCACACGAUGCGAGUUGAGGACUACGUAGAGGGAUUCCAUGCAUACUUUCGCCUAGAGAAAGAUGGGAAGGUGGAGAGAGUUCUCCAUUCCCUGACUCUCCUCGUUCAGGAUGACCUUCCUUUUGACAUAGUCCUAGGUAUGGACUGGGGAGAGGCAGCAGGGGCCACACUCCACUUGAGAGAGCAUGAGUGUAGGCUCCCUAGUCCGUCAGGCGAGGUUAAGACAACCCGUCUGUUCCAUGUGUCAGGAGUAGACAACUUGCUGGCACAUUGCUGCCUCGGCGCUCCCGCGUUUGCGCGACUAGUGAGAAAGGAGCAGUUAGAGGAUCAGGUUUUUGUAGUGUAUGUUAGMCCUGCCACUGAGUCUAAGGAAGAGGUUAGUUCCACAGAUCCAGCCAUUGCCAAGCUGCUGGAAGAGUUUAAAGAUUUAUCGGAGCCGCCGACAGGAGUAGUGCCGCGGCCGAUCCAGCACAGGAUAGAGAUAGAGCCUGGCAGUAGAACUCCUAAGGGAGCAGUCUACAGGAUGUCCCCUAGAGAGUUAGAGGAGUUGCGCAAGCAGUUGGACGAGCUCCUUGAGAAGGCUUGGAUUAGGCCCAGUUCGUCUCCUUUUGGAGCACCUGUUUUGUUUGUCCCCAAAAAGGAAGGAGAGUUGCACAUAUGCAUAGACUAUAGGGGUCUAAAUGCUAUCACAGUCAAGAAUGUUGAACCACUGCCCAGGAUAGACGAUCUCUUAGAUCGGGUGCAGGGUUGCAAGUAUUUCUCCAAGAUAGAUUUGAAGUCCGGUUAUCAUCAGAUAGAAGUUCAUCCUGAUGACCAGUACAAGACUGCGUUCCGGACUAGGUAUGGGCAUUAUGAGUUCAUAGUGAUGCCCUUUAAACUCACCAAUGCGCCAGCAACAUUUCAGCGAUGUAUGAAUGAUCUGUUUAGGCCUUGGUUAGACAAAUUUGUCGUAGUCUAUCUAGACGACAUCUUAGUUUUCGGUAGGAUCCUCCAGGAGCAUCAGGGUCAUUUGAGGCAGGUCUUGGAGAAGCUGAGGGAAGCUAACUUCAAGAUCAAUGCGAAGAAGUGCGAGUGGGCCAAGACACAAGUUUUGUAUUUGGGCCACGUGUUAGACGGAGAUGGCAUCAAGCCUGAGGACAGCAAGAUAGCGGCGAUUAGAGAUUGGCCGACGCCCCGCACAUUGACAGAGUUGCGGUUGUUUCUGGGCCUAGCUAAUUAUUACAGGAAGUUCGUGAGGAACUUCUCUACUAUCGCCGCUCCCUUGCACAGGUUGCUCAAGAAAGAGGCAAUCUGGCAGUGGGAUAAAGACUGUAUGUCUGCGCUAAAGAAAUUAGAGCAUGCAUUGAUAGAGUACCGUGUCCUCAAAGUAGCAGAUCCGUCCUUGCCAUUUGUCGUCACCACGGACACGAGUCGGUAUGGAAUAGGCGCCGUGUUACAGCAGGACGCCGGCAAUGGCUACAAACCCGUAGAGUUCAUGCCAGCGAGGAUGCCCUCAAAGAAGGUGGCCACCUCGACGUAUGAGAGAGAACUCUACGCUCUCAGGCAAGCCUUAAAGCAUUGGAAGCAUUACCUGCUUGGGAGGCACUUCAAAGUGUAUUCAGACCGUGAGACGCUUAGAUGGUUAAAGACACAGGCCAAAAUGACAUCUAAGUUGACUAGAUGGGCCGCUGAGAUAGACCAGUAUGACUUCGAGCUCAAGCCUGUUAAGGGCAAGUACAAUGUAGUUGCGGAUGCUCUGAGUAGGAGAUCAGACUACUUUGGAGCUAUAGUUCACUAUCUGGACAUAGGGAGUGACCUGCAAGAGAAAGUUAGGCAGGCAUAUGCGCAGGACCCUAUCUAUAGCGAUCUCCUCAAGAAAUUUAAGGAGGCCCCAGAGACUGAGCCAGAUUACCACACUACAGAGGGGUUAUUAUUUGAGAACACUGACGUAGCAGACCACCUAUGCGUUGCCAAUAGUGAGGAGAUCCGUAGUUUGAUCCUAGGGGAAUGCCAUGAUACAGAGGGACACUUUGGUUGGCAAAAUACUUUAGCCAAUCUGAUGCACGCGUACACAUGGCCAGGAAUGAAGAACGACUGCUAGAGUAUGUCCGCAGUUGUAAAGUCUGUCGGAGGAACAAGUCUACUACGCGUGCCCCUCUAGGUCUUCUCAGGCCCUUGCCUAUCCCGGACCAGCCUGGAGAUUCAGUCUCCAUUGACUUCAUGGAUGCCGGCGUCAAGAGUAGACACGGCAAGAGCCAAGUCAUGGUUGUAGUUAAUAGGUUUAGCAAGUAUGCUAUUUUUGUUCCUUCGCCUCCAGAGGCACGCACAGAGUUAGUAAUACAGAAGUUCUUUGAUUUUUGGGUUAGUGAGCAUGGAGUCCCGUUGUCCAUAGUUAGCGAUAGAGAUAGUCGCUUCACCAGCCAGAACUGGCAGGAACUCGUGAGAGUCUAUGGAUCUAAGUUGUUGAUGCCGUCUGGCCGCCAUCCAGAGACUAACGGUCAGACAGAGCAAAUGAACAAAAUCCUGCAGCAAGU